AUGCUCGUUUUGGAACCUGUGCAUAUUGGCGAUGACACCGUCCCUGCGAGAUACAUAAAUAUCAGUACUCAGUGGUGGGAUGCAAUUAGCUAUCCCCCCGUUACAUUAUUUACAACUUCAAAACCCACCCGCUCAUUUACCAUACCCUUCAAGUUAGCAUGUCACCCAGCAAUAAUACAGGUUCCAGUCAGCCCGCCAGGAGUGAACGAGGUGCAAAAAAAAGAGCUAUGGCAGCGCCCAGCUCCAGAAAAUCCCACUGUGAUGAAGAAAACAACUGCACAAAGGAAAGCUCACGUGUCUGUAACCAAGCAUGGCCGCCACGAUGGUGGUGUAGCACAAGUUACUAGUAGUCGGCCCGAUACCCCAGAUGAGAUCCUAGGGCUUGCAGCUAAAAAGUGUCGAGUCGUGGGUGAAACAUCUAAAGGAAAAGCAAAUACUAAGAAGCGCCGAGUCACCGAACCAUAUGCAGAUUCCGAUAUUGAUGUCGAUAUUGAUGAAGGCCUCAUGAGCGCUGUCAAGCACACGCAAAAGAAAGGAAAAGAAAAGGAACUAUGGUCACACACCUCCCAACCAAUCGACAAUGAAUUUUCAAGCGACGAACCUGUCGAUGAGAUCUCUGAUUCUCGACCUAGUCACAAUGACUCGGAGAAGGACAGUGAGGAGGAGGAAAUUGAAGACGACUUGGAGGAGCCCAAGUCCUUAUCAGCCGAAACACCAGUGUUUGUUUCGAGGUCGAAGGCAGAACAGACUGACCUCCCUUUGACCCAACCCACCUGGCCUCGUACAACUACCUCGAAGGAGCUGAUGCGGGCGGCUCAACUAUUCCCCUUUCCGUCGGCUCAACCAAGGGCUACCAAGACACCUGUUUGGGCAGAUACUCAAGUCGUCGUGUCAGAUGAGGAACAUGAGCCCAUCAUGGUGUUAGACGACUCCGAGGAGGACAACCCAGAUCACUCUAGAAGGCCCACACUUGUAUGGACAGACACUGAUAUUGACACCCGUCGUGUGGUCCAAAGAGCGAUCUUGGAGGCAAAAGUUCACUUGACAUUUGUCAACGGCUAUCCGGAGCUCACCGAGAAGAGCCUGUUUACGCGGGACGCACUCUUAACAGCAGCUCGCGCCUGCAGUGUCCUGCCCAUCAAGGAUCGCCUCAAGUCUGAUGACUCGUAUGUGACAGCUCUCGCCACGCUGAUUGAAGCCCGAGUGCCACUUUUCCGCACUGAAUUAAAAGACGACGCUUGUGCUCAAGUGACGUCAUACUAUCGUCUUGGCCCUGAUUGUGUCGACACUGUGAAGGCUUUGCUGGUCAACCACGUCUACCAUUAUGAACAGCAUUUCAAUGAGAAGAACGACCCCAUUCCACAGCCAAAAAAGCCAUACUUCGCUGAUAUCUUACCAUAUCUAAUGAAGGGGCGCUACUUCAAUGGGCUAAAGUCAGUUGGCAUGAAAUUUUCAGACCGUUUCAAGGAGAUUGCGCAAAACAAGGCCCAGCGGCCCGAAGUUACAAUUCCAAUGGUCGCCUUAACGAGUACUUCGGUGUAUGCUGCACUCUUCUGGAAGGCUAAUGGAUCUCCAUCGAAAUUCAAUUUUACUGGCAAUCUAUUCAGCGAGGUCUACUUUUUUCAUGUGAAAUUUCUUGAAGACAUGAAGGUGACGGCGCCGCGCAAGUUUCACAAGAUGAUGGCUGACAUUUUCGAGGCUAUCCAGAAACUCUGCACCCAUGGCAACAACGCUUUAGUUGGAUCACACGAGUCUGCGAUGGCUUUCCUCGAUAUUGCUGGCAUGGAUGACGAGGAGUAG
This is a messenger RNA of Suillus clintonianus, 1800 nucleotides long. RefSeq lists its product as uncharacterized. The record is from RefSeq and is a predicted model, not a curated record. The transcript is spliced from 13 exons. NCBI's taxonomy places the organism in Eukaryota, Fungi, Basidiomycota, Agaricomycetes, Boletales, Suillaceae. Bases 1 to 1800 code for a protein of 599 amino acids.